AUGCGAAUAUCUUCAAGAUGGCCGCGGCCUUCAUUGCGGAGCUGCACACAACACUCGACCUCGUGUCUGCUUGCGUGCGCAUCCUUCCUGUCGCUUGCCCAAGGCAUCACAUUCACACCAGUGCCAUCAUCGAAUCUCGACCUCAGCCAGCUAGGAAACACGGGUAUUGCAGGCGACUUCACCGGCAUAUCACUCUAUCAGUGGGAGGGGCAGAACGAAAAUGCAUUCGCUAAUAAUGGAUCUCAAUCUCUCAUGGCCCAGCUGCCCAACGGCCAAUUUAUUAAUAUCUUGAACACAGACGCGUCCAUCCAGGCUCUGUGUACCUUCCAAGGCGCGUUGAUCUUGGCCGGUAACUUUACGAGCUUGGGCGGGCGGGAGUUUACCGCCAUAGCCUCCUACGACCUCAACUCGACGGAGCUAACAAACUUGACCGGCCUGACGGGCCAAGUCAACAGCUUGCUUUGUGAUGACGACUCAAACAUGGUAUAUGUUGGCGGAAGUUUCCAGGCUGGAACCUCGACAAAUGCAGUUACAUGGGUCGGAAACAACGGCUGGACGAGCCUGCCUUUUGCGGGCUUUAAUGGACCCGUCGCAUCCAUCAGCAAAGCAGCCAAUGGCCAUAUCAUCUUCGGUGGGAGCUUCACGGGAUUGGGAAAUACGACCACGACAAAUUCCAGCACCUCUACUGAGUCUCUGGUCAACCUUUCCGCGGCCAAUAUUUCGGCCAGUCACAGCAUCGCAACCACAGGCUUCAACGAACCUGACAAUAUUGUUUGUCAGACUGGUGGCGUUGAUGGGUCUGACACUACCUGGUUGUUGGAAGACGACACCCCUGGUUCCUGGACUGCGAAAUUCUCCUAUGGUUUCGAGCCUACAAAGCUGCGAUUGUAUAACACCCACCAAGAUGGCCGAGGCACCAAGACCUGGAGAUUCACGGCCCUGCCGAUUGAUGGUAUCAUGAACUUUACUUACAUUGACCCAGCCAGCAACAAGAAUAUAUCGUGUACAAGCGAAUGCCCACUGAGCGACAAUACUUCCAUCCCCUACCAGGAAUUCUACUUCGUCAACCGUGUUGGGAUGAACGAGUUCAGAAUUGACGUAUCGGCUUGGUAUGGCAGUGGUGGUGGCCUUGAUGGUAUCGCACUUUACACAGACGAAAUGUAUACGUACUCCAUCAACGACUUUAACGAGCCACCCUGCUCCAACACUUCUUUUCCAGCAACUGCAACGUCGACGGGUUCAUGGGUUGUCGCACCAUCCGGAGAAAGCAGUUCGGAAUAUUUGUCAGCUCAGCUGACUGGCACUAUAUCGUCUGAUUCGGCAUCUGUUACUUUUUACCCAGAUAUACGCGAGUCUGGCAACUAUUCGGUUAGCAUGUAUACGCCGGGUUGUAUUCAGGACGAUACCUGCUCUAGCCGCGGACAAGUCAAUAUUACCUGGACUUUGACUGCCGAUGGUAGCACCGAAGACAGUUCCAAAGUAAUUUACCAAUCGAACAACUACGACAAGUAUGAUUCCCUUUUCACAGCAAUUAUGGACGCGGCCUCGUCUUCGUUUCGACCUAGUAUCGUCCUUACUCCGGCCAACAAUCAAGACAUCUCAAACAUGACUGUUGUAGCUCAGCGCAUUGGCUUGCGCCUGCUAAACUCGACCGGCGGUCUAAAAGGGCUUUUCGAAUACGACCCGACCAAGGUAACUAUCGAUACGGCCGAUUUCGAGACUUCCGCUUUCGACAAACUGGGAUCCACCUUUGCUGAUCGGUCCGCUGUGGAAACUCUUGCCGUGGACGACGAUGUCACCUACAUUGGAGGAAACUUUACGUCGGAGAACGUUAGAAACAUCGUCGGCAUAAACACAGCUAGUAACUCUACUGUGCUACUUGACGGAGGCCUCAACGGCGCAGUGUCAUGCCUCUAUGCAUCGAACGGCUCGAUCUAUGCUGGAGGUUCAUUCGACAACACCUUGGAUAAUUCCAUGUCUGGUCUGAGCCACGUAGCCAUCUACAGCCCGAGUAGCGGCAAGUGGUCACCACUCGGUGCUGGUCUUGAUGGCCCAGUUGCCAGCAUUGUUCCUAUGACUUUGAACAUAAGCAGUACUACUCCAGAGACAGUGAUAGCCUUGACAGGAUCAUUCAACACACUUGUUGCCUUCGACGACAACUCGGAGGUUGUGGUUAGUGGCUUUGCCAUUUGGGUUCCUUCACAAGGCAACUGGCUCCAGAACGUAAACGGACCCGUGCCCUCCAUCAAUGGCCUAUUGACCACGUCGUUGCUUAGUGUGGCCGAUACUUCAUUAUACGCUGGUACACUAUCUUCUCAAGCAAUGAGCGCCAAUGGGGUUGUCACGGUUGGCGAAUCACUUGGGAAUUUCCCAGUUGAAUUUACAUCGCAGUCCACUAGUGCUAAUACAAGCACUGGCGUUGUCAAACGGGCCUCGUUGAUCAAUAGCACAGAGACCCUCACCGGUGUCCAAGCUGGCGCUUUCUACAACAGUGGUGCGGUUACCGUACUCGCGGGACACUUCACUGCCCUCAGCAGCAAUGGCUCGGAGGUCAGCAAUGUGGUCAUUAUCGAUGGCAAUAACAACAAUGCUACUACCGGUCUGCCUUCAGGCAUUGACGACGACUCCAUGUUUUAUGCAGUGGCUGUUCAAGGCGAUAAUCUCUUCGCUGGAGGAAGAAUCAACGGGACUGUUGGGGAUUCGACUGUUAAUGGCCUUGUGUCCUAUAAUCUCGCCGGUGCCAAAUUUAACGGUCAACCCCCAGCUCUGGUUGGUUACUCUGACUUGCCUGUGGUUGUCACGUCAAUCAAAGUGCGGCCCAACACAGGAGACGUGUACGUUGGAGGUUCUUUCAAAUCUGCGGGCUCAUUGGCAUGCCCUGGCGUAUGCGUAUUCGCCACGUCAAGCUCUCAAUGGAACAGGCCUGGCCUAGGACUAGAGGGUAAUGUCAGUUCAUUAAUUUGGCCAACUAGCUCUACUCUGAUUGCUGGCGGCCAAUUGAGCAUCAAUAACAUCCCGGUAUAUCUUGCAUCAUAUGAUGUCUCGAGCUCAGCUUGGUCAGCUUUCUCGUCAGCGUCAUCACUUCCUGGGCCAGUGGAUGCCGUUACUACAGCAAACAGCAAAGGCACAGAAUUUUGGGCAGCCGGAACUGCGAGCGACUCUAGCUCAGUGUACCUUAUGAAAUACGACGGGUCGGCUUGGCAAUCGGCAGGCACCAGCCUGAAUCCCGACUCUGUCAUCCACAGCUUGCAGAUGUUCACGGUCACGUCUGCCCAUGAUUCCACCUCUUUAAUGGACUCAACGCAGGUCCUGAUGAUCACCGGGUCUCUUAGUAUCCCUGGUUUUGGAACAGCCUCGGCUGCUCUUUUCAAUGGGACAACAUUCCAGCCAUAUGCUCUCACAGGCAACACCGGCAAUACUGCAGGAUCGAUUUCUAAGAUCUUUGUACAAAACGAGAACUUCUUCUCCAAUAGCAGUUCUGGGCUGGCUGUUGGCUUCAUCGUUCUAAUAGCAUUGGCCAUCUCACUGGGUUUGAUGCUUCUCAUCGUGGUUGCUGGUCUCCUCUUAGACCGCUACAGGAAGAAGCGUGAAGGUUAUGUUCCAGCUCCCACCUCAAUGUAUGACCGUGGUGGUGCCAUGAGUCGCCUUCCUCCUGAAGAGCUGCUUGACUCAUUAGGCAAGGGCCGAUCUGGUGCUCCUCACAUAUGA
Messenger RNA from Truncatella angustata, 3708 nucleotides. RefSeq names its product cellular morphogenesis protein. Bases 1 to 3708 code for a protein of 1235 amino acids. Gene Ontology annotation, cellular component: plasma membrane of growing cell tip. The record is from RefSeq and is a predicted model, not a curated record. The transcript has 2 exons. Lineage: Eukaryota; Fungi; Ascomycota; Sordariomycetes; Amphisphaeriales; Sporocadaceae. Gene Ontology annotation, biological process: positive regulation of establishment of bipolar cell polarity regulating cell shape.